This is a messenger RNA of Dentiscutata heterogama, 214 nucleotides long. The record is from the annotation of a GenBank genome assembly. Lineage: Eukaryota; Fungi; Glomeromycota; Glomeromycetes; Diversisporales; Gigasporaceae.
AUGUCAAAUAACAUUGAUAAUAAUUUGAGUGAUACCUACAAUUGUUCAACUUCUUCGACUAAUAAAUCUGGUGGUCGGCCUCAUAAAGAAGUAUGGGAUACAUAUAAUGUUGGUGAAAAAAUUGGAAAAUACUAUUCCGUCCAAUGCAAAUAUUGUCCUAAGCAUUGGCACAGAGGAAUACCAAUUGUAAUGAAAUCACAUUUAGCCAAUGAUU